Molecule: messenger RNA, 887 nt
Organism: Macadamia integrifolia
Lineage: Eukaryota; Viridiplantae; Streptophyta; Magnoliopsida; Proteales; Proteaceae
Exons: 2
Coding region: 380-697 (105 amino acids)
Source: RefSeq, a predicted model, not a curated record
AUAUUAGAGCAGACCCAGCUCCACUGUGGAAUCAAUCCCACUAUCCAAUCAUGGGGACUAGCCUAGAGGGGAAGAAGAGAGGCACAUUGGAAGCAAAUCGAAGAAGGAACACGGGUAACGGUCUCCUUUUACCCCUCAAAUAUACCGAUACCAGUUUAGAUAUAGUGUUGCUAUUAUACUCUCAAAGUCUCAACGUGUCGAGUCCUCCUCUUCCCGCGAAACAAUGGGAUCUUCAAACUAAUGUUCUAUAAAGUUACAGAGAGGGAGGAAGGAAGGAAGACACAUAUAUUUUGUCUACAAAGAACCCAGAUUCUACUCAUCUUAUUAAUCCUAUUGAUCCUUGAAUUGCCGUCGCCAUUGCCGUUGCCGUUGCGUAUCCAUGGCAUCCAACAUGAACAACUCCCAGCUUCAUAAGGUGAGUGAAAGAAGAAACGAGGAAGGUUUACAGGAGACAAUAGUGGAAACUGUGGAUUACCGAUCGUAUGCAGGGCAGGACCCACAAAAACAAUUAAGGAGGGAGGACGUAGAGGUGAUCCAUCAGCACCAUCCUGACCAAGGAGGUUCAGGAUCCGGCGCCGGCGUUCUGGGCGGCGCUGCUUCCGUUAUCGCUAAUACCAUCAAAUCUGCGAAGGAUGCCAUCUCUGGCGGCGGCACCACCAAUGAUGCACUGCCUAUAAGUCGGCGACACCCAAAGUGAUCUCAACUCUCGACACUGCUAAGCCACAUGAUCAACAAAGGAACUCUCCAUCAACGAUUCUCAUUCAAUCAGCUAUGGUGGAUUUUUAUUCUAUUUUUUUUAGAUUAUUUUUGUUUGACGUGAUCUGUUGCUACGUCGACCAUGAUACUGUGUAGCUGAUUCUAAUUUUAAUCAUUGGCCUUUUUUUCUA